This is a messenger RNA of Pelobates fuscus (common spadefoot toad), 1660 nucleotides long. RefSeq lists its product as uncharacterized. Lineage: Eukaryota; Metazoa; Chordata; Amphibia; Anura; Pelobatidae. The transcript is spliced from 15 exons. Bases 185 to 1585 code for a protein of 466 amino acids. Gene Ontology annotation, molecular function: protein binding. The record is from RefSeq and is a predicted model, not a curated record.
UACUCCGCCAUUUGUGUACACCCAGAUAAAGCGUGAAAUGAAGCUAAAUUCCAGUAACUUAAAAUCCACGCCGACAGGUCUUUCACUUCCGUGCAUAAGGAGUUAACAGACAGUCUUGACAUGCCCCAACAGCAGUCCUCAAGCAAUCCAACACGCAUUACAUGUGGGAUUUAACACCUCAACAAUGGACACCACCGAGCUACGAAAGCUGCGCAAGAAACUGCGACAAAUUGAAGUUCUUGAGCACCUUCCCAGGGAGCUAAAUGCUAGUGAGAUGGCAAAGGUGUCACAGAAGUUUGACUUGAGAUGUCUCGUGGAGCAGAUUUUGUCUCAUAGUGUUGGAGUAAAUCCUGUGGUUGAGCAUGAGCAACAAAAUGAAGAUCACAGACAGCCAGACUCUCUUCCACAACAUGUCACCUCUAAACAGACAAAAAAGAUUCCAGAGUCCUUUCCUUUACAAAACUCCAAGUACCUUGUUCAUCGAUUGAAAGGACACGAUGAUCUGGUGACGUGUGUCAUUGUACAUGGUCCAUGCAUAAUCUCUGGGAGUUGGGACACUACAGUCCGGGUGUGGGAUAUCCGCUCUUGCUCAGAGCAGAAGACUCUGUGUGGUCAUACUGGAGCUGUCAAUUGUCUGGCAUUUCUUCCCCUGAAAGAAGAUACAUUAGACCCUGAUAUCUGGCCACCGAAUGAAGAGUUUGUCUCAAGUGGAUCAUCAGACUGCAGCAUCAGAGUUUGGAGCAUGACCACAGGUCGGCCCGUUUUCAGCAUUUACACUUUUUCUGAAGUUUCAUCACUUGUGUACAUUCCCAAGACACCAUUUCUAAUAUCGGGAUCAGAUGGUGGAAAGAUUGAUGUUUGGGAUCUUCAAACAAAACAGAACGUGCAUUCAGAGCGAGCUCACGGAGAUAGAGUGACAUCUUUGCAGUUUCACUCUGGGCUGCUGUUCUCAGGAUCUUCUGAUGGUUCUCUAAAGGUUUGGAAAUUGUCCUCUUCCGGCACCUUGAGUCUUGUACAUUCCUGUAACGAAUUGAUGUCGUCUCUGCAUGGACUACACUCCAUUUGUAUCACUGGGGAGAAAGCAUACAUAGCCAGCCAAGGAGUGUGUGUAAAAGCUGUUACGUGGAAACAAGAUAGUCUUAUCCGUCUGUCUAAUCACACCUCUGGCACUGGGUUUGUUGAUGCCGUGGCUGUUACAUCCGAUGAUCUCCUUGUUGCUUCUGGGUUCAACGUUGACCAGGGACAAGGGUACUUAAAUGUUCGCAAUGCUAAGACAGGUAAUUACCUAGGAACUCUCUCACAUCGUGAUGCUCCACGGCUCCUGUGUCUAGCUGUUUCUCGCGAUUCUGCGGGUCUUUGUUGCUGGGUGACCGGAGGGAGGGAACUCCUUUUGUGGGAGGAGCAGCCAAAGAAAAAGUUGCUGGAUGGAGACACCAUCCAGUUUCAGUUCUGUUCUGGAUUUCUUAAUUCUGCUCCAGAUUCUGAAUCAGAUGAUGAAGAAGAGUUUGAUCUAUGGGAAGCGGAUGUGAAGUCAGCACCUUUCCAGAGUGACAGUCAAGGCUGGCAGUGGUGUGUUUUGGUAUAGAGAUCGCGUUAAUCACCUCUAUUAAAUUACACUCAAACUUUAUUUUAUUAAAAAUAAAACUGUUGAAACACAGAA